This is a messenger RNA of Megalobrama amblycephala (Wuchang bream), 3016 nucleotides long. RefSeq names its product NHS-like protein 2. The transcript is spliced from 4 exons. The record is from RefSeq and is a predicted model, not a curated record. The coding region runs from base 239 to 2536 and encodes 765 amino acids. Lineage: Eukaryota; Metazoa; Chordata; Actinopteri; Cypriniformes; Xenocyprididae. Gene Ontology annotation, biological process: cell differentiation.
AGCAUUCAGCGAACUUGAACUCGGAGAGGAAGCAAGCAGCCCACUUCCUAUCGUCAUGGUAACAGCAUGUGAAUGCGUUGAGCCAGAGAGAGACGGCGAUCGAGAGGGAACGGCAUCAGAAGGCACGGCUCGGUCUCCAGAGCGAAUGAAAGGUUGUGUGUUUUCAAGAAGAGCUUGAAGGAGCCAAUGGAAUAUCUCUGCAACAAAUUCAUGAGAAAGUGCUAAACUAAAAUCGAAGAUGGAAAACACAACCUUGGUUUGUUCUGGUCAGGGCUGGUGCGGCCCAAACGUUUCCACCUUUUCAUCCGAGUGGGAUGAUAAUGUAAACUCCUUUCUGAUGGCACCUGACGUGAUCAAACCCCCUCCACAGUUCCAGGAUCCAGAGGAGCCGAGCCAGGCUUCACCCACUGACUCUGCUGCCGUGACAAGACGAGAUAAAGAUGGCUUGAGCUCCCUGAAGAAAGAGCGUAGGAGUAGACCGACCAGUAACAUUGAGCUCCACAGACGCUCCUUGUCACUUUCCACCACUGUCAAUUCCAACCCAGGUGUGGCCCGACGCCGGUGCGAAAGCUACGCGCUUUCAUAUCCCAGCAGCAGCUCGGAGGACAGCGGCAGCGACAGCACCUCUGCAAGGAGGGGUGAUCGACUUCCAGAUGCAGUGCCGCGGUCUAGAUCCCGGAGCAUCGUCCUCAAGAAGGCCAAAAGGAAACCAGCUCCACCUGUACGAACAGUGUCACUGCAAAGGCUCAAGUAUUCAGAACACAAAAUACAGGGACUUCACCUCAGAAAAGAUGCCCAAAGUGUCAUGAUACUGCCAGAUCUUAUCCCAACCUCGAAGCAAGACGUUGGUAAGUGCAAAAAAUCAUCUCCCACCACUGAAGCACCUGGCAAGGUGGCACCGAAGACGUCUGUCUCUAGUCACAGAGCACUAAAUGAGCUUCGAUCCAGCGAACCGUGCAAGCCGGGCCUAGGCACCUCCGUGGCAACUCCAGUACAUGAGGGUACAUCUGGUAAUUCUGAAAUUAACACAUCUCCCUCCUCUUCCCACUCUUCCGCCUCCCAGCCCUCCAUCUCUUCACCGUCCAAACGCAUUGGGCCAAACUCUCCGUCGAGUGGCUACGCAAGCCAGUGUGAAACUCCAACUCAGUCAGUCCUGUCCUCGAUUGCCAUGGGACCUUCUCAACUGGGCUGCAGAAUGCGGCAUAAGCCUUCCGGUGUUAUUCCUCCAUGCCAAAGGGCAAGAAACCGCAAUGCAAGGCUAUCUCUUCAGCUUCCUGAGAUUCAACGUCCCACUCCUGAUCUAGAACCUUCCGCAGUUCAGCCAAAAGUGAAUCGGCGCUACUCGGAUAGCACUGAAGCCACCAGACCCAAGCAAAGGAUGAGUAACAGCCUGUUGAUAAUGCCAGUGGUUACUCAGGAGGACCUCAACAAUGUGCGUUUACGUUCAGUCAGCAGCACUGAUCUGGAGAAUGCACAGGAAACUACAAAUGACAUAAUUGAGGAGGAGACUGAAAGGGGUGGAAUCACUUUAAGCCCUACAAACAACCAAAAAGCCAAACCACCAGUGGCUCCAAAGCCGCAGAGAAACAAAUGGCCACCCAAUGCUGUGGUACAGCCACGUUGUGGAGCGGCUUCUGAUCCAGAACCGCCAGCAGUCACAGUCAGUGAGAGAUCAGAAGACAUCUACGCAAUGAUCAACAAAGCAAAACCUAAAGUGACUGUACCAUCAGAAAGUAUCACCAGUAUUGAACAAGCACAUCAUCAGAGGCAGCAGAUUUUUUUGGAAGGACAUUCUCCGCAGACGACGAGAGAAUCCCGUCAGCCACAACCCCCAUGCUCUUUUGAGCCACAGAAUCCAAAUGUGGUCCCCUUCAAUGCAACCACCUGUUGUAACCAACUUCAUAAGAAGAGAAGAGCCCCACCACCACCUCUGACAAAGACUCCAGCUGUGGACAAUUCGUUUUAUCAUGACUCAGCCUCUCUGAAGAGCCCAGAUGAAGCCCAGUCUCCAUCUAAACACUGCAAGUCUCCAAAGUCUCCAACCUCGGCAAGUCAAUAUCAUGUUACCUUAUAUGGCGUCAUUCCAACUUACCCUAUGGUCACUGAGCAACAGCACUCAAGUGAAGGAGAUCAUCCAACAUACGAUGCAGAGCAGAGGGACCGAAUGCCCGACCUUGGACCUCUACAAUUAGUAGGAGAGGAAGACGAUGUAUUUCUUUACAAGUCCAAAUCUCAAACCACGGAGGAUCUAUUCACCAUAAUUCACAGGUCUAAAAGAAAGCUCCUGGGUCGUAAAGACUCCUUUGAAAAUAAGCAAGGUGACCCUGGCACUCAGACACUCGGCAGCGGAGCUUCCAAGAUCAGUUCUCAAAAUGACAACUUCAUGGCUUUUCUGAGAAGGACGAGAAGUGCCAAGGCCGGUUGCGGUGAACGAAUCUCCGCCGCAGAGCUCCUCAGAAGCUCCAAGCCCACAGUUACCAUUGCAGCAAACAUCACCCACUGCAAAAAUAGCUAUGUACAGUCACACGGUCCAUAAAGUAUAGCUAUUUUCACAAUCGUGUUUUACGUCUAAACUAGUUUAUCAUCACAAUGCCAUGUCAAAGUUUUUGAAACAAUAUCAAAGUAUCAUAAAUAAAACUGGCUUGUAAAUAUUUGCUUUUGUUUUGAAGAGGAUCUAAAGCAGAACAUUAAGAAGUUGUUCAAACCAUAUAUCUUCCUGAAACACGUAUUGUUUUUUUCAUUGUAAUGAAUGAUAUGAACAGAAUAAUCCACAUUUGUAAAUUCAAAUAUAUCUUUAUGUGUUAAUGUAGAUAUAAAUGUUUUAAGAGUUGAGAUGCUAUCUUGAGAAAAUAUUGCAGUUCUUGUCAUAAAGUUACUGAAUAUUAAAACAUAAAUGAUUUGUUGUGUUUGGGCUUCCUGCCUUCCAUAACGAAGCAGACUAUAUCAAUGACUGUUUUAAGAUGUUCUGCUGUAGAUUUGCACAUGUUCAGUAUAUUAAAUUGCUUUUCAGAAGUAA